CCACAUUUCGCGCUUUUUCAUUCAGUGAUCGACUACCAUCGGAUGAUUCUUUUAAAGAUUUUAGAUCCAGUUAACUAAGUGAUCCAUUUCAGUUGUAGGAAAAUAUUAUAUCUUACGUUGAAUUUUUUCAAUCAACUUUUAAGUAACUGUUUUCUUUUCAAAAAUUUCCCAAAAUGAGUACCGAUAUUGUAAUUGUCUCUGCUGCAAGAACCCCGAUCGGAAAUUUUAAAGGCUGUCUUUCGGAGCUGAAAGCUCAUGAAUUGGGAGCAGUUGUUAUUAAAGAAGUAUUGGAUCGAGCCAGCAUAGCACCCGAAGAUGUAUCGGAAGUAAUUUUAGGACAGGUUCUCACAUCAGGUCAGGGACAAAAUCCUGCUAGACAAGCUGCUCUCAAAGCCGGACUUCCCAAUACAGUACCAGCAUAUGGCUUAAACAUAUUAUGCGGAUCAGGAGUGCAAUCAGUCGGUGACGGUUAUCUUCAUAUAUUGGGAGGUAUUUCAAAAAUCGUUGUUUGUGGAGGUCAAGAAAGUAUGAGCCAAGCUCAACAUACAGCUUAUCUCAGACCUGGAAUAAAAGCAGGAGAUUUUCAGUUAAGUGAUACCGUGUAUAAGGAUGGAUUAUCCGACGCUUUUCAUAACUGUCUUAUGGGUGAUACUGCCGAAUACGUUGCUGAAAAGUACAACGUAUCGAGAGAGGAACAGGAUAAACAGGCUUUAAAUUCACAGCAAAGAGCUGAAGACGCUAUUAAAAGUGGAAAAUUUAAAAAAGAAAUUGUACCGGUGAUUAUUAGAAAAGGAAAAGAAGAAAUAGUGGUGGACACCGAUGAAUACCCAAAAUUUGGUUCUACUUUAGAUAUUCUUCGAAAAUUGAAACCCGCUUACAAAAAAGAUGGUGGCACUGUGACGGCUGGUAAUGCUUCCGGAAUAAAUGACGGAGCUGCUGCUGUUGUUCUAAUGCAAAAAUCCGAAGCUGAUCGUCGAGGUUUAUCUCCUUUAGCUAAAUUUGUAGGGUUUACCAGAAUUGGACUAGCACCUCUUCUCAUGGGAUUAUCUCCUAUCCAAGCUAUUCAGUCUUUGCUGGCAAAAAUAGGAUGGAGCAAAGAUGAAGUGGAUAUUUAUGAAAUCAACGAAGCUUAUGCUGCACACUCAAUCGUGAUAUUGAAGGAACUCGGUCUGAAUCCGGACAAAGUUAAUAUAUUUGGAGGUGCUGUGGCGCUUGGACACCCACUAGGUGCUUCGGGUACUCGUGUCUUGGUCACACUUCUGAGUGCAUUGGAACAAACCGGUGGUAAAAAAGGAGUUGCUGCGUUAUGUAUCGGCGGCGGACAAGGAAUCGCUAUUGCUGUAGAAAGAUAUUAAUUAUUCAUACGUAUAAACCUAUCUAUUUACUGAUUGAAUGCAUGAUGUAUACCUAUAUUAUAGUUUUAAAAUGACUAUUUUUUAUUGUUCACUUGAAAAUGUUAAUAAAACCUCGUCCGAUUAACAA
Molecule: messenger RNA, 1482 nt
Organism: Planococcus citri (citrus mealybug)
Lineage: Eukaryota; Metazoa; Arthropoda; Insecta; Hemiptera; Pseudococcidae
Product: acetyl-CoA acetyltransferase, cytosolic-like
Exons: 8
Coding region: 174-1355 (393 amino acids)
Biological process (GO): fatty acid beta-oxidation
Cellular component (GO): mitochondrion
Molecular function (GO): acetyl-CoA C-acetyltransferase activity
Source: RefSeq, a predicted model, not a curated record